This is a messenger RNA of Metschnikowia bicuspidata var. bicuspidata NRRL YB-4993, 828 nucleotides long. RefSeq lists its product as uncharacterized. NCBI's taxonomy places the organism in Eukaryota, Fungi, Ascomycota, Pichiomycetes, Serinales, Metschnikowiaceae. The transcript has a single exon. The annotation marks the transcript as partial. The record is from RefSeq and is a predicted model, not a curated record.
CCCCAGAUGGAGUUACAGGAAUUCAUCGUCACAGGCAGAUUGAUCAACAGAAGCCUCAAGGUGUUUCCAUCGGAAAAGUCCUUGCGAAUGUACAAAGAGUACGCUAGACUUGGCCGACGGGACCCCGAUUUCAUCCGGGCCAAAAACGCCCAGAACUCGUCCGUCGCGUUGCCCCUCUUGAUGACCAAGCGCUCUUGGGGUAUAGGUGUGGGCGAUACCAGCUACUUGCGCAUAUUCGAGGCCGUGCCUUCGCCGGAAGCCAAGGACAGGCUUUACAGCAAAGUCGACAAUCGCCACAUUGGCGAGGUGCUCCGGCGGAAUUUCUUUGGAUACACGCGAUACAGGCUCCAGAUCAAGGGCGUCGAAACCGUGGUUAUUGCCCACCGGCGACUUCCCAUUGUGGACUGGCGCAUAAAUGACGAACGGUUCCGGUUUGUCAAGGCCACCAAUCCAGUGUUGAGCCCAGACCUCUUCCUGUACCAUCUUUAUCUCUUGGCACCAGACCAGGACAGCCUCGUUGAUAAGAUGGACUCCUCGCUAAAAGUCCACAGGGGCAACGCCUUGCUUGGCGGCCUCCACAACAUUUUCCUGCUCAGGUGGUAUCUGAGCGACCGGUCCAGAUACAUGUCUCCAUACAAAUGCGGGCUGCUCGAGUUCUACAGGUCGUGGAAGAUUUUCACCCGUACAAGAAAAUGUUCUAUUUUCUCCAUGUACACGUACGCCAUAGGCAACCAGGACGCUAACAAUGCAGUUGAGUUCCGCCUGCUCAUCUUAGUUGCCGUCAGCCUCAUUCUCCAAAGCAUCGAAGACGACAUGCAUUCGAAGAGG